This is a messenger RNA of Loa loa (African eye worm), 897 nucleotides long. RefSeq lists its product as hypothetical. Gene Ontology annotation, biological process: small GTPase-mediated signal transduction. The coding region runs from base 165 to 722 and encodes 185 amino acids. The transcript is spliced from 7 exons. Lineage: Eukaryota; Metazoa; Nematoda; Chromadorea; Rhabditida; Onchocercidae. The record is from RefSeq and is a predicted model, not a curated record. Gene Ontology annotation, cellular component: plasma membrane. Gene Ontology annotation, molecular function: GTP binding; GDP binding; GTPase activity.
CUUGUUCCACAGGGUUGCAGUUGGUUGAUUCUACCCUUUUCUUACAAGGGUACGUAUCUUCAUAUUUUGGUGUGAACAUCUGGACUUUGCAGUUGGAUGUGUCUUGUGCACGAACGCGAUAAAUCAUUUUCUACAAGAGAGAAUUUAUUGGAAAACGGUAGCAGAUGGCGAAUGCUAUUCAACGAAAAAUUGCUGUGAUGGGUUAUCCGUGCGUCGGAAAAUCUUCUAUCACAUUACGAUUUGUGUAUGGUAAUUUUCCAGACGCAUAUGACACAACCAUUGAGGAUAUCUAUACGAAACCGUAUAAAUUUAAUGGAAAGCAGUUUGCUCUGCAAAUCACUGACACUGCGGGACAACAAGAAUUCUCAUUAUUUCCACGUAGCUGUGCAAUAGAUAUUGAUGGAUAUAUCCUGGUUUAUGCGAUUGAUGAUCGAAAAUCAUUUGAAAUAGUUCAGUCCAUUUACGAUAAAAUAAUGGAAAAUCUCGGGGACAAAAACAUACCAAUUGUGGUUGUGGGAAAUAAACUGGAUCUGCACUUCAAUGCACGUCACGUUUCAACAGAGGAGGGACGACAGUUAGCCGUUUCUUGGAAUGCUGCUUUUUUAGAAACAUCGGCAAAAGAUAAUACAUCUGUGGAACAAAUCUUUGAUUGUUUGCUGCGUGAAAUUGAAAUUGCAAAUGGGAAUAUGAAGCGAAACCAGAAUGGUUGUGUACUUUCUUGAAAUUAAUAAAACAAAGCAGCUUCUGUGCUAGAAUGAGGAAGUUCCAUUUUAACGCUGCCAGAAAUCAAUUUUACGCUCAUUUGUAAAUUAUUGUAAAUAUAAGUCUCGUCGUGUUAUUUAUUUUGGCCUGUUUUUACAAACUUAGUUAUUGGAAAAAUUCUGCUAUGAAAGUUUA